CUCUGUUAUAGACACGUUUCCUUCGCUCUCAGAAAUACUACUAAUUAGUAAAUAAAGAUCAUAAAUUAUUUUGUGAGUUGUUUUAAAGAUGGGGAAGCUGAACGUGGUGAUGUUGAGGUACUUAUCACGAGAUGACUUUCGAGUCCUCACGGCGGUUGAAAUGGGGAUGAAGAACCAUGAGAUUGUUCCAGUGAGCCUCUUAUCCUCCAUUGCGAGCCUUAAACACGGAGGCUGCAACAAAAUCCUCAGAGAGCUUGUAAAACACAAACUUGUCGUCUAUGAACGCACAAAGACGGUGCAGGGCUACAGAUUGAACUAUGGAGGAUAUGACUACCUAGCCCUGAAGACUCUGUGCUCCAGAGAAGUGUUAAUUUCAGUUGGCAACCAGAUGGGUGUGGGGAAAGAGUCUGAUAUUUAUAUUGUGGCAAGUCCAGGUGGGGAGCAGUACGCUCUGAAGCUUCACAGGCUUGGUCGAACUUCUUUCCGGAAUCUGAAGAACAAAAGGGAUUACCACAAGCACCGGAAGAACAUGUCUUGGUUGUAUCUGUCUCGUCUUUCUGCAAUGAAGGAGUUUGCAUACAUGAAGGCAUUGUAUGAUCGUGGGUUUCCUGUGCCAAAGCCUGUGGACUACAACAGGCAUGCUGUAGUAAUGGAGCUGAUUAAUGGAUAUCCACUGUGCCAGGUGCAUGAACUGCAGGAUCCACCCAGCCUGUACAGUGAAGUUAUGGAGCUCAUCGUUAAACUGGCCAGUCACGGUCUGAUUCAUGGCGACUUUAAUGAAUUCAACCUAAUGUUGGACGACCAAGACCACAUAACUAUGAUUGAUUUUCCUCAAAUGGUGUCGACCUCGCACCCUAACGCUGAAUGGUACUUUGACAGAGAUGUCAAAUGUGUCAGAGAUUUCUUUGCAAAACGAUACAAUUACGAGAGUGAGCUUUACCUAACCUUCAAAGACAUAAGGCGCUCAUGCUCUCUCGAUAUUGAAGUCUCAGCCAGCGGCUUCACCAAAGAUCUAGAGAGAGACGCUACAUUACUGUGUCCUGCUGGACCUGAGGAAGAUGUGGAGGAGGAGGAGGAGGAGGAGGAGGAAAUGACACGAGAAGACGAGAGUGUGGACAUGGAGGAAUAUAGUCGCUCAGUGCUUGAACUGAGGGGCCUAAAAGUCAGUGAUACACAUCAAAACAUACCAGAAGAGGAGGAAGAGAAAGGAAAAAGGGAAGAACAGACUGAGACUAAUGCUGCACCUCCUGUUAGAAGUGAUGAACAAUCAGAGGAUUUGAACGAGGAGACGAAUGAAGCCGAGGACGUGUGCCCAGAGAUGACUGACCUUUCUGCCUCCAACAGAGGGUUCAAACCCUUCAGAGAUUCAGACAGCCUUCUGCACUUGGCAGAACACAGGAGGAGGACGGAGAGUGAAACUACAGUGGGCAGCAGAGGGAGCUGCUCUACAAUACCACCGGAGGUGGUCCGUCAGAAGAUUAAGAGGCAGAUCAAUAAACAGCAGAAGGCAGCACAGAGGAGGCGUCUGCAGAAAGGAGAGGCCAACUUGGUGACCAAAUCCAGGCGGGAGAAUGAAAAUAACAUCAAAUCUAGUAUGGAAAGCGCCUCCUUCUGGGGAUAAAUAGAACUGAUGGAGGGACUGAAGAACAUGUCAGUGUACUGUACAUGUUCUGCUGCCUGUUUCUCACAUUUUGUAAAAAACAUUUGGAGGUGAAUCUGUGUUCCAUGUUAGCUCCUGUGUACCAUCUCUGAAAGAAUGAAAGAAAUUAAACUCUUGAAUGAUUACUUUUUUAAUCAUGCUCACAUUUUCCUUGACAUUCUCCAUAUAGUUGUGUAAGAGAGGAGAAGCUGCAGUAAACUAUCCUCCUCAAGACACAGUCAUGUAAAUAUUGACAACUUGCUGUAGUGAUGUAUGAUUGGUAAUUAUACCAUUACAAAAAUAAUGACAAAGAUUUG
Molecule: messenger RNA, 1956 nt
Organism: Thalassophryne amazonica
Lineage: Eukaryota; Metazoa; Chordata; Actinopteri; Batrachoidiformes; Batrachoididae
Gene: riok2
Product: RIO kinase 2 (yeast)
Exons: 10
Coding region: 89-1621 (510 amino acids)
Biological process (GO): protein phosphorylation; maturation of SSU-rRNA
Cellular component (GO): cytosol; preribosome, small subunit precursor; nucleus
Molecular function (GO): protein serine/threonine kinase activity; ATP binding
Source: RefSeq, a predicted model, not a curated record